This is a messenger RNA of Etheostoma cragini (Arkansas darter), 2740 nucleotides long. It is a transcript of the gene atg4c, whose product is annotated as autophagy related 4C, cysteine peptidase. The transcript has 11 exons. Gene Ontology annotation, molecular function: protein-phosphatidylethanolamide deconjugating activity. Bases 270 to 1724 code for a protein of 484 amino acids. The record is from RefSeq and is a predicted model, not a curated record. NCBI's taxonomy places the organism in Eukaryota, Metazoa, Chordata, Actinopteri, Perciformes, Percidae.
GUCCUCGCGGAAACACCGCGAGAUCACGUGACUUGACGCUUCUACUCACUUCCUUAAAGUGUAAACAUUGGAGGCCGCAGGGCAGUGAAGUUUACGUUAAGCCAUGGGCCGUACACCGUGUUAAAUUAUCGGUAUUACAACUAUAUAUCACGUUGUGAAGUUUAUAAGUAGCUCCAAAGCGUCUGCAAGGGAGGAAAAGCUGGAGCGAGGAAGAAGCUCGAAGGGUUUGUGUGCUGUGUGGGAAUGGGUUACAUUCCUUGCUGGUCCAAAUGGAGAAUAAAGGGAGCGACGAGGUGGAAACAUUGAAGACAAAGUUCUUGUCUGUGUGGCACAAUGUGAAGUACAGUUGGGCUCUGAAAUCAAAGACCUCCUUCAGUAGAAAUUCCCCAGUGUUUCUCCUCGGAAAAUGUUACCAUUUUAAGGCUGAAGAUGACGACGGUGUUACAGAAACCUGCUUUGAAGCCUCUGAUGAGGAUUUCGUCAUGGGCAACGUGGGGGCUUUCCGUAGGGAUUUUGCAUCCAGAGUGUGGCUCACCUACAGGGCGGAGUUGCCUCCUCUGCCCAGCUCCACCUUGACCUCCGACUGCGGCUGGGGCUGCAUGCUGAGAGCCGGGCAGAUGAUGCUGGCUCAGGCACUUAUUCUGCACUUCCUGGGCAGAGACUGGACCUGGUCGGAGGCAAUGAUGCUCCAGCCUUUAGACACAGAGACAUGGACUACGACUGCAGCAAAGCGUCUUGUGGCCUCUCUGGAGGCCUCUCUGCAAGGUUCCCCCAGGCCCUCCGAUGAUUGCGCCCCACCCAUGCCCCAAGCCCAAGCCCAGGCCCCGGGAUCUGCAGAAGAGGCAGAUGCACAUUUGAAAGAGAUGUACCACCGCACUCUGGUGUCCUGGUUUGGGGACAGCCCCUCGGCUCAGUUAGGCCUCCACAGGCUGGUCCGCAUGGGUCUGACAAUGGGGAAACAGGCAGGGGACUGGUAUGGGCCUGCUGUAGUGGCACACAUCCUCAAGAAAGCUGUUGAGGAGGCGAUGGACCCUGGCCUGGCGGGUAUAACUGCUUAUGUCUCCCAGGACUGCACAGUGUACAGUGCCGAUGUCAUCGAUAGCCACAGGGCCCUGAGAGCAGGGCAGACCUCUGCUGAGAGAUCAGAUGCCCCUCCUUCACCACACAGUGAACAACCAAUGUUUGCUUCCACCCUGUCUGACAGCCAAGCCGUCAUCAUCCUCAUCCCUGUGCGGCUGGGAGGGGAGAAGACAAACCCUGACUAUUUCAACUUUGCCAAGAGCAUACUGAGUCUGGAGUACUGCAUAGGCAUCAUCGGGGGGAAGCCCAAACAGGCCUGCUACUUUGUAGGAUUUCAAGAUGACAGCUUGAUUUACAUGGACCCUCAUUACUGUCAGUCUUUUGUGGAUGUCAGCACCAGCGAUUUCCCUCUCCAGUCAUAUCAUUGCCCCUCACCAAAGAAGAUGCCUUUCAGCAAGAUGGACCCAAGCUGCACCAUAGGUUUCUACUCUAGAAAUGCUCAAGAGUAUGAGAGAAUCAGUCAAGAGCUGUCUAAGGUGCUGCAGCCGUCAGCGAGGGAGAAAUACCCUGCGUUCACUAUCGUGCAGGGUCAUGGCAGAGAUUACGACCUGUCUGCAGGCCUCACCCCAGAGAAAAGAGAAUGGCCCUUCAUCCGUGACCCACGGAGAACAGUCACCACUGCUGGGGACUUUGUGCUGCUUUGACAGCGCUGUUUAAAAGACUACUGACAAGAAACUUCUUCUGAAUCACACUGCUUGAUAUCCAAAGCAUAAGUGUCUAAGUCUGUUUGACACUGAAAGUUAUGGAACUCUAUACAACUACAGUAACCCAGUUUAUAAAUCCUGGAAACUUUGUUGCUAAGCAAUAUUUGCCAAAACUGUCAUUAACUGGUUGGUCUUCUAUUUGUUAGCUGGACAUUUGAGCUUGCUGAACAUUUUGUCAGGAAGCCUUUGGUGCUCUGCCUAAUUUAAUGACCUAAAAUGUUUAUACUCGUUUAGGGAAGGAGAAAAUCCACAGGAACAUUAUUUGUGAUUUUAUGGACUCAUGUCACAUUUUGGGAGACUUGGUGUAGGAAUUAUUUUGCACCUUACAUCCAGUGAAGAAGUCUCACAGGGAUCUGCUUAUAAUGAUCAUAACUAACAUAGUAACCAUGAUUUAAAUCAGUGUUGGCCCACUUUAAAAUCUUUUCAGAGGGCUAAGGCUACAAUAGAUAGACUGUGUGGUUAGCACUAGGCUAAGAGGAGUAUUAUAAAGGCCUUAAUUAACAUGGUCCAAGGGCUUUUUGGAAAAUGUAGCAAAGUAACUUUUCCAAACUUCUGUGCCAAAAACAUUUCAUCAAACAAGAGGAGACUUUCUUUAUAGUUCUGCCAACAUUUUAUUCUAUUCACACUAGAGCUAAUGUUUUUGUCUAAGCAAUAAUAUGAUGGUCUUGUAUGAUUGAUAUUUGCUUGCCUUAGUGUAGUUUGAGUGUUAUUUAACUUGACUGAGUUAUGCAUCACAGUGCAAGUGACCAGUGGUGACAGCAGAGUUUGUCAAAGGGAUACUGCCUUGUGCUAUAUCUCACCAAGCAAUGUCUGUUAUGAAUUACCCUUUACAAUAUAAUUUUUAUUUUACUGUAUUCUACAUUCGUCUAACACACACUGAAGUAAAAAACCAUAAUUAACACUCCUAGGUCAGAUUCAGGGAAUUAAAGUAAAGUUGAAUUUGUUUGGAGUAUCUA